AUGGUUGCCGACGAGAAGAAACGGCCAAUGGCCUUGAACCUCACGCCAGUACGAAGCAUGUCUGCUAGCUCAGUUUCCACCACAACCUCGACAUCAACAUCAUCUUCCUUAGCCAAGCCACCCAGGACACCGCGGUUUGCUGAGGCAACCGCUGUUCACUCACCCAUCGAGCCGCAGAGGAAUCCGUUCUCCGAGAAGUCAGAAGUUGCCCAUGCGCAACCAGGUGAUGUCGGUUUUGGCUACAUUGGAAGCGGAACCGACAGGGAAGCCAUCACCAUGCCUAUGACGCCAAAGUCACCACUGAAGAGCGCCAUGAAGGUGCCUGGGACGCCGGGGCGUGGCCUUUCGAAUCCCCUGAGCCCCACUUUCAAGGAGGAGCAGAUACUGGAAGCGAGGGAGAAGGACACGGAGAAGGACCAAGCGCGGGAUCUGAAAAUCAAGACUCGCGUGCGCAUGGCCAAGUUCGCCCUGCGCGGUGUCAGCUUCAGCUGCAGUCUCAUCAUCCUGGCCAUGCUCUCGGCCUCGUUUGCCAUAUUCAAUGCCACGAAGGCCCUUCCAGCUCUCAGCACGCUCCCCGUAUGGGCCACCGGAACGCCGCUUUGGCCCCAGAUCGUGGUGCUUGCCUGCGCGUGCGUGUCGCUCAUCAUCUGCAUAGGCGUCUUCGUCGGUUACUGCCGCGGUGGGCACAAGAGGGCCGAGAAGGUUGGCGUCUACUACACCCUCUUCGCUGUCGGCUGGUUCAUCUUCAGCAUGGCCAUGUGGGCAGCCGCUGCUGGUAUCCUGCAGCACUCGAGGAGCAACAGCAACAACCAAGACCUGUGGGGCUGGGCCUGCGUGCAGAACCGCCGCUCGCAGCUCCAGGGUGCCGCACAAGAUAUUGACUACGCGCUCGUGUGCCGGUUGCAGGACUGGACCCUGAUCUGCAUCAUCAUCGAGCUCGUCAUCGAAAUCAUCAGCAUCACGCUGUACAGCGUCGUCUUCUACCGCUACUGGUCGAAGCGCAAGCUCCACAAGUCGAUGGACCUCCGCGACAAGGCCCGGUCCGACUACUACCUCGCCCAGCUGCGAACCCAGUCGGCCCCGAACACGCCGGGAUUCGGCCCCAAGUCGCCCUCGUUCUCGCAGUACGCCCUCUCGCCGCGCUUCCCGCCGUCCACGUACAAGUCCCUCGGUGACAUUGAGGAGGGCGCGUCGCCGUUCACGCCGGGCGGGAAGGGCCUCAUCAUCCCCCAGUCGACCUUCUCCGCCCCGCAGACGGGCUUCAAGCUCCAGGCGCCCCCGACGAAAGCCAACCCGGCGACACCGGCAACGCCAAAGCAUCUCUCGCCAGCGACCCCUACCGCGCCCUCGGCGACAUUUAACGAACCCGCGCCCGUGGCAGAGGGCGAGCAGCAGUACGAGGCCGUCCCGAUCCCCGGCGCUUAUGCCGGGCAGGCAAUCAAGAGCCCGCCGCCACUCCAGACGACAUUCAACAUCCCGCGGUAG
Messenger RNA from Canariomyces notabilis, 1485 nucleotides. RefSeq lists its product as uncharacterized. The coding region runs from base 1 to 1485 and encodes 494 amino acids. The record is from RefSeq and is a predicted model, not a curated record. The transcript has 2 exons. NCBI's taxonomy places the organism in Eukaryota, Fungi, Ascomycota, Sordariomycetes, Sordariales, Chaetomiaceae.